This is a messenger RNA of Hemicordylus capensis (graceful crag lizard), 1053 nucleotides long. RefSeq names its product olfactory receptor 10V1-like. Bases 1 to 957 code for a protein of 318 amino acids. The record is from RefSeq and is a predicted model, not a curated record. Gene Ontology annotation, cellular component: membrane. Gene Ontology annotation, biological process: G protein-coupled receptor signaling pathway. Lineage: Eukaryota; Metazoa; Chordata; Lepidosauria; Squamata; Cordylidae. The transcript has a single exon. Gene Ontology annotation, molecular function: olfactory receptor activity; G protein-coupled receptor activity.
AUGGAGAGUGAAAACCAAACUGGAAUCAUACAGUUCCACUUCCAUGCAUUCACAACCCUCCCAGAGAUGCGACUGCUGAUUUUCUGGGCUUUUCUGAUUCUGUACUUACUCAGCCUACUUGGAAAUGCUGCUGUUGCUUUCAUCAUAUACUCAACACAUUCUCUCCACACACCCAUGUAUUUUUUCUUGGCUAACCUGGCAGUUUUAGAGAUUGCCUAUUCUUGUACUAUUGCUCCACCAACUCUGGCCAACCUUGCAUCUGCAAGACAGGUCUCCAUCUCUUUGGCUGGAUGUGGUACCCAGAUGUUCUUCUUUACCUUCUUCGGAGGAUCUGACUGUGUCCUGCUGGCCAUCAUGGCCUAUGACCGAUAUAUGGCAAUCUGUCACCCACUAAACUAUGCUAUUGUUAUGAGCUGGAAAGUGUGUGUGAGUCUUGUAGCUGCAGCAUUGACCAUGAGCUGCUUGUUUGGUUUUCAGUUGUCUGUUCUGAUAUUGACUCUGCCCUUCUGUGUCAGCAACAGCAAUAAUGAAAUUAACAAAUUUUUUUGUGAUUUUUCUGCUGUCAUGAAGCUAGCCUGUGGUGACACAUAUGCACACCAAAUUGCCCUUUUUAUUAUUAGUGUCAUUGUCCUGACUGUCCCUUUCCUCCUAAUAUGCAUCUCCUAUGGCUUCAUUGUGAUGGCCAUCUUGCGCAUUCACUCUGCAGAGGGUCGACAGCGGGCUUUCUCCACAUGCUCCUCCCACUUAAUGGUUGUCCUUUUACAAUAUGGCUGUGGCAGUUUAAUCUACCUCCGCCCCAGUUCCAGCUACUCACCGGAGGAAGGUCAGGUAGUGUCUGUGGUUUACACCUUUAUCACUCCUGUACUGAACCCCUUGAUCUACAGCAUGAGAAACAAAGAGUUAAAAGAUGCACUGGGCAGGACUUUGAAAAGGAAAGUGAUGUCCCAGAAAAAAUGACAGCAUUAGGUCAAUGACCAGGAAAUGACACAGUGGCUGUGGUAUCAAGUGGGACUGAACAUGCAGGUUAUUGAUGGUAGCAUAGAUUAGCUGUCU